Molecule: messenger RNA, 1299 nt
Organism: Cantharellus anzutake
Lineage: Eukaryota; Fungi; Basidiomycota; Agaricomycetes; Cantharellales; Hydnaceae
Product: atypical/PDHK/BCKDK protein kinase
Exons: 5
Coding region: 64-1299 (411 amino acids)
Biological process (GO): regulation of glucose metabolic process; protein phosphorylation
Cellular component (GO): mitochondrion
Molecular function (GO): pyruvate dehydrogenase (acetyl-transferring) kinase activity
Source: RefSeq, a predicted model, not a curated record
GUUCUCCAUGAACUACAACUCCAUCAGUGACCUGUGGGCUGUCACUAUUGGCUGAGGACCGUAAUGCAAAAUGUAUCACAACUUCAGAGAUGGAGCAAAGCUAUUCCUCUUCGCUCUCUCGGCGACGUGCGACACCGGGGCCUCCGCACCCCACAAGCGCCGUCACCGGAAUGGACCCAGCUUCUUGAGCAAUUUGCAGAGUUGAACCCUCAUCCUAUCCACUUGCCCACGCUAUUGUCGUAUGGAUCCCCUGUUACUUCUUCUUCUGUGCUUAUAUCUGCUGGGUACACUCAGGCUGAGAUCGCCUGUCGCUUAGCCCGCAUAUCGCAUAAAUUCGACAAGCUUCCGUUCAUAUGCGGAGUGAAUCCCCACAUUUCAAAAGUACAUAUGCUGUAUCGAAAUUCCUUUGAGGAUCUCGCCAGUGUGCCAAGUGUCAAGAACGAGGACGAGAACAUUGAUUUCUCGGUGCAACUUCAAAGACAUAUCAACCUUCAUGCCCACGAUAUUCCAACCUUGUCCAAAGGUUUUGCUGAAUGUGCAAAAUACAUGCCGACUGAGGCCAUAACCGAGUUCUUGGAUGACCUCAUAACAAGUCGUAUCGGAGUCCGUCUUAUUGCAGAGCAGCACGUAUCUUUGACAGAGACUCUUGCUUCGGCUGAGGCCAAACGAGAGAAUAGCUCCAAGGUCGGAGUGGUCGAUCUGGAAUGCUCGCCGAAGCGAAUGAUACAGAUGUGCGCGUCGUUUGUGAAUAGUCUUAGUGAUGCGACGUUUGGAGCAUCACCUCCUCUUGUGAUUGAUGGUAUCGUCGAUGCAAAGUUUGCAUACAUCCCUGUUCAUCUCGAAUACAUCGUAACGGAAAUCUUAAAGAACGCAGUUAGGGCGUCGGUCGAGCAGCACCAUGCAAUUCGUUCAACUGGCCCGUUACCACCCGUCCAAGCGACCAUAGCCCCAUCUUCCUCGUUCCUCUCUCUCCGCAUUCGGGAUCAAGGUGGCGGAAUCCACUCGAACAAUCUCAAUCGCAUCUUCUCAUACGCCUUCACCACCGCGGGGAGGAAUGCAGAAGAAGCUGAUCUGGAUUGGAAUGGUGAUGAUGGUCCUGCGUUCUUUGGUGAGAUGGCAGGAAAGGGGCUACAGACGGGCCUGGGGACUAUUGCAGGUUUAGGCUAUGGUCUUCCCCUAGCCAAGCUAUAUGCCAAUUACUUUGGAGGUCAGCUUGAUUUAAGAACAUUACAUGGCCAUGGGACGGAUGUGUUUAUCAAGUUACGAAGAUUGGGGGAAAACUCGGCUGCUGAGAUUUGA